Molecule: messenger RNA, 1004 nt
Organism: Camellia sinensis
Lineage: Eukaryota; Viridiplantae; Streptophyta; Magnoliopsida; Ericales; Theaceae
Source: RefSeq, a predicted model, not a curated record
AAUUCGACCUAUUUACAUACUCAAAUGCGUAGUCAUAGAAAGUGUGUGUGUGCGUGCUUCACAAACAUAUGUGUUGAGUGUGUAAAGUAAGUGAGUAUGAUUGUAAUAUGAAAGUAGAAUUAUGCAUCCUUCUUUGUUUUCUCACACACAUUCUUAAGUUCAUGCCUCAUGGUGUUACCUCAUGUCUUGAUUUCCGUCUUUUAAUUCUUUAUUAUGGAAUGCUUCCUUGUUUUCUUUCUUUAUUAAUAUUUUUUAAUUUUUAUUUUAUUUUAAUGUGGGACUUGGGCUUAUUUAUGUAUGCUUAUCUUUGCUUUGCAGGAGGCAAAAUUUCAAAUAUGGUGAAGAAUGAAGAUUCAGGUAGCCCUAGCUGGAGUGCUUCACUCUUUAUGCAGACAACAGAAGAUGUUGCAAGAGCUGUUGCUGCUGCAGCUGCUGCUGCCACUACUGUUCGUUCACCCCGACCAUCUGUGGUAUUCUCAUCAAAAGAUGACAACGGCAAUAGUCCACUACAUAUACUUCAACACCAAGUUUCUAGAGUACUAAAAGGCUUUUCACAGCCUCCUGAAGUGAAAAGUGGAACUUAUAACCCAGAAGUACUAACUAGCCAAAAGCGUCAAUGGGCAAGCGUCCAAUUGCAGUCCCUGGAUCAUAGGCCUUUAAAAGAGCCAUCAAGGCUUUUUGAGAGCAUGGUGGUUGUUGGACUUCAUCCUAAUUAUGAUAUUCAGGCACUUCAGAAGCAGUACUUUGGGAGAAAGUCUGAAGGUGUUGGACUUCAUCCUAAUUGUGAUAUUCAGGCACUUCAGAAGCAGUACUUCGGGAGAAAGUCUGAAGGUUCAGAGCCUAACCUUGAACCCCAGGUCUUACUUAAGUAUAAGGAUCUUCUUUCAUUCUGCUUUCCUGGAGGUGUGGAGACAGUUGCUGGAUUAGUAGCAGAUGGGAGGCAAGUUGUUGCAAGAGCAAAGUCUGAAGCAACAAAUUACGAUUUUAAAGUUGAUAUUAAAUAA